Cuscuta epithymum is the source of this 1866-nucleotide messenger RNA. NCBI's taxonomy places the organism in Eukaryota, Viridiplantae, Streptophyta, Magnoliopsida, Solanales, Convolvulaceae. The record is from the annotation of a GenBank genome assembly.
GCAACACAUAACAUUCCCGAAGUGGGACUGCUUAGUGAGACUGAUUUCUUUGCUUAUUUAAAUAAUAUUAAGGAGACUGGAUUCCUCGAUGAGGUCUCAUGUGAGCCAGCUGGGAUGUCAUUAGAUGCGACUGACAGUAGUGGUAAGAGGAAGCACGUUGUUGGACCUCGAGAAAGUGCUACCAGUGGUUCUGUAGCUAAGAAGGGAAAGAUGAGUGGUAAAGGUAAAGGAAAGGAGAAAGUUGCUCAAUUGGAAUCGGAAUUACAAGGGCUUCAGAAAAUGUAUGAAAGAAGGAAUGCAUUGUUACAACAGCAUUUUGAGAGAGAACACGAGUUUGGUCUGUCUGAGAUAUUCAACGUAUUGCUAUGGAAAAUACUUUGUUUGAAGCAUGUUUCUUGGUAGAUGAGGUGGAAGAUGAGCUAUGGAAUGGUAUGAUAAAGUCUAUGACUACUCAAGUUAGGUCUUAUAUUUCUCGUGUUAAUAGGCAACCAUGCUUUAACUCAUCCCACACAGGAAUGGUAUGGUUGAAUGAGAUUUUUAAAGGUCAUGAAAAACGAUGUAUCAAUGCGUUUCGAAUGAAACCAUCCAUGUUGAAUGCGUUAGUAGAAAUAAUGACUAUUAAAUAUGGGCUAAAAGGAUCAAUGUAUACGACCAUUGUUGAAAGGUUUUGCUUAAGUAUAUAUAUCAUGGCUCAUGGGCAUUCAAAUAGAGAACUCCAAGAAAGAUUCCAGCACUCGGGUGAAACUAUAAGUCGAAUAUUUGGAAUUGUGUUGGAUUGUUUGAUGACGUUUUCUAAGGAUAUGAUUGCACCCGUUGACCCCACUUUUGGGAGUGUAGCACCUGAUGAAAGAUAUUUACCGCAUUUCAAGGAUUGUAUUGGAGCUAUCGAUGGUACUCAUGUUCCAGCGGUUAUAUUUGAAGAAGAAGAAAAUAUGUGGUACAAUCGUAAAGGAUUUAUUAGCCAAAACAUCAUGACAGCUUGUAGCUUUGAUCUUCAAUUUACAUUUGCCGUUCCGGGAUGGGAAGGAUCAGCUCAUGAUGCUAGAAUACUACGAUAGACACUAGAGAAUCCUAGUUUGGGAUUUCCCUAUCCCCCACUUGGUAUGUUUUAAAUUUGUGUGUCACUUUGCCAAAAAAAAAGAUUGUGUUUCAUAAUAUAACUUUUUAGUAGGGCUAAUUAUUCAAUUUUUAUUUAAUUAGGUAAAUACUAUUUGGUAGAUGCGGGGUACUCGAUUCAAGAAGGUUUUUUGCCGCCACACCGUAAUACGAGAUACCAUCCAUCUUCUUUCAAUGGAGAGAGACCAAACUCGGGAAAAGAAUUCUUCAACAAAAAGCAUUCAUCGUUGCGUAGUUGCAUUGAGCGAACAUUUGGUGUAUGAAAGGCAAGGUGGCGUAUCCUUAGAUUCAUGCCUUCUUAUCCUUUUAAGGUGCAGGUCAAAAUAAUCUUAGCUACCAUGGCACUACAUAAUUUCAUCCGUCGAUAUUGUAAUGACGAUCCCGCUUUUCUUUGUUUGAGACAAACCUUGAUUUUGUUCCUCAAGAUCGCAUUACUCCACCAACACAAGAAUCCACCGAAAGGUCUUCAAAUGAGGUUCGCGGUCUAAGCUCUGCAUGUAUGAUUGCAUUACGAGAUGAAAUUACCGAAAAUUUGGGGCGUAAUAUGAGGCAACGUCGUUGAUAGUGUAUGACGAUUGCAUGUGUUCUAUUAUAUAUUUCCUUUGCUGAAUGUAUUUUCAGACAUAAAAAUUUGCGAUGUAAUAAAGUUAGUACUUUUUAUGUAUUUUGUGUAUCAUUUAUUUUUUAAAUGAACUCCAAUGAAUACUUAUGUGUUAUUUUAUGUUUCAUUUUUAUUUUAAUUUAAAUGCA